GCCGUCCGCGUCGACGUCCGGCCGCUGCUCGUCGUCGGCCUCGAUCGCGGCGUUGUCCACCGGCUCGAGGUCGGCGCACGUCAGCGCGAGGCCGAAGACCGCGGCGCGGCCGCGGUCCCGGCCGCGCCGCGGCGGCGCGUGCAUCCGGUCGACGACGACGCGCGCGCCGUGGAGCCGGAGGAGCGUGCCGACCGUGCUCUCGAGCGGCUGGCCCGCGUCCACGGUCGGCGGCACGAGCACGCGGCAGGUGUGGCGGCCGUCGCUGAUCUGGAGCUCGCCGCCCCGGUUCUCGGCGUCGGCGUCGCGCGCGGCGACGACGCGCACGGUCUCGUAGCCCGGGCGCUCGCUCGUCGGCUGCGGCCGGCGCGCGACGUUCUCGAAGUGCGCGCAGAGCCAUGCAGGCGACGCGCGCGGCGGCGCGGGCGGCUGGGCCGGCGGCUGCGUGUUGUCUUGGGUGUCCGCCUGGGUCUCCGGCUCGCGCGGCCGGCCUCUUGUUGGGGGGCGGCGGCGGCCGCCGCCCGCGCGGCCCUUUUGGCGCGGCAUAUGGCUUGUACGGCUUUGUACGCCCUCAAUUUCUGCCGGGCCGGGUAGCGCGAGCAAGCAGGAGUCGGGAGAGAUACUUGUACGCUGUAAUUCGUGCUGGUUCGGCUCAGCGCGACCAGGCGCGCGCGGCCAACGUUUUUGCCGUUUCUAGUGUGUCGAUACG
Molecule: messenger RNA, 706 nt
Organism: Pelagomonas calceolata
Lineage: Eukaryota; Pelagophyceae; Pelagomonadales; Pelagomonadaceae
Source: the annotation of a GenBank genome assembly